Molecule: messenger RNA, 6652 nt
Organism: Heteronotia binoei (common prickly gecko)
Lineage: Eukaryota; Metazoa; Chordata; Lepidosauria; Squamata; Gekkonidae
Gene: LRIG2
Product: leucine rich repeats and immunoglobulin like domains 2
Exons: 18
Coding region: 108-3287 (1059 amino acids)
Molecular function (GO): protein binding
Source: RefSeq, a predicted model, not a curated record
UCCUCCUCUCGGCGCUCGCUCUGCGCAUAGGCGGGGGGGGGGGGGGUGAAGUCGAGUUCGUAGCGGGGCGGCCUGGUUGGGCCUUUGGUGCGGGGAAGAAAGGGAAGAUGAGGCCGGGCUCGGGCUUUGGACUGGGGGCGCCCGUGCCGCCGCCUCUGGCGGUGCUGCUGCUUCUCCUCUUCCAGGAGGCGGCUGGAGAGCCCUGCGCCAACGCCUCGCCCUGCUCUUGCCGGCGAGGGCUGUUGGAUUGUAGCCGUCUCGGUCUGUCGGGCCGGAGCCUGGAACCGGGCCUGCUUUCUUCCUUGCCUCUCGGCACUACCGCGUUAGACUUGAGUCAUAACCAUUUGUUAUCCUCUAACUGGAGCAUUGGUUCAUCAUCUCAAGGACUACAAGAAGUGAAGAUGAAUUACAACGAGCUAACUGACAUUCCUUUCUUUGGUGAAUUGACUUCCAACAUCACACUUCUCUCACUAGUACAUAACAGAGUUCCAGAGAUAAUCCCUGAACAGCUUCAGCUUUAUGUUUCCUUGGAUAACCUUGACCUCAGCUCUAACUUAAUAUCGGAAAUCAAAGCCUCUUCAUUCCCACGAAUGCAGCUCAAGUAUCUGAACCUGAGCAACAAUAGAAUAACAACUUUGGAAGCUGGCUGCUUUGAUAAUAUAUCCAGCUCACUCAUCAUCAUAAAACUGAACAGAAAUCGAAUCAGCGUGAUUCCAUCAAAGACUUUCAGGCUGCCUCAUGUGCAACUCUUGGAACUCAAAAGAAACCGUAUUAAAGUAAUCGAGAGUCUUACGUUCCAAGGCUUGGACUCCUUAAAGUCAUUAAAAAUGCAGCGCAAUGGGAUUAGCAGGUUGAUGGAUGGUGCUUUAUUUGGAUUGGAUAAUAUGGAAGAACUAGAUCUGGAGCACAAUAACCUGACUGAAGUAAACAAGGGUUGGCUGUAUGGUUUGAGAACAUUACAACAGCUCUAUGUCAGCCAGAAUGCCAUUAACAAGAUAAGUCCAGAUGCAUGGGAGUUCUGCCAAAGGCUUUCUGAAUUAGAUCUCUCUUAUAACCAACUGACCCGCCUGGAUGAAUCUGCUUUCAUUGGAGUAAAUUUAUUGGAGAGGUUAAAUUUGAGUGACAACAGAGUCAGUCACAUCGCAGAUGGUGUUUUUAAGGGACUCUCAAAUCUGCAAACUUUAGAUCUGCGAAAUAAUGAGAUCUCCUGGGCCAUAGAAGACUCAAAUGAAGCAUUUGUAGGACUUGACAGCCUCAAUAAAUUAAUUCUGCAAGGGAACCAGAUUAAGACCAUCACAAAAAAAGCAUUUGCUGGUCUUCAAGCUCUUCAAUAUCUAGAUUUGAACAACAAUGCAAUAAUGUCUAUUCAAGAACAUGCCUUUGACCAGCCUCUUCUUAAACAGCUGGUAUUGAACACCAGCAGCUUACUUUGUGACUGCCAGCUGAAGUGGCUGGUCCCAUGGCUGACCCAACACCACUUCCAGGAUGCUGUCAAUGUGGCUUGUGCUCACCCAGCAUGGCUUGCUGGACAGAACAUGCUCAGCGUGGACCUUGAAGACUUAGUUUGUGAUGACUUUCCCAAGCCACAGAUCAAAGUGCAUCCUGAGAGUACCAUUGCACUUAGAGGCACCAAUGUUACCCUGACUUGCAAGGCAGUGAGCAGCAGUGAUUCACCCAUAUCUACCACCUGGAGGAAGGACAGUGAAAUUCUGUAUGAUGCAGACAUACAGAAUUUCGCCAGGUACCAGCAGCAAGAUGGAGAAGUUCUGGAGUACACUACUGUCCUGCAUGUUUUCAAUGUGAACUUCACUGAUGAAGGACAAUACCAGUGCAUCAUUUCUAACCACUUUGGUUCCAACUAUUCCAACAAGGCCAAGCUGACUGUCAAUGAGCUGCCUUCUUUUGUGAAGACACCUAUGGAUCUAACUAUCCGAACUCGAGCCAUGGCUAAAUUGGAGUGUGCUGCAGAAGGCCACCCCCCGCCUCAGAUUUCUUGGCAGAAGGAUGGAGGCACAGACUUCCCUGCUGCUCGUGAAAGGCGCAUGCAUGUGAUGCCGGAAGAUGAUGUCUUUUUCAUCGCAAAUGUGAAGAUUGAAGACAUGGGGAUCUACAGCUGCAUGGCCCAAAAUGUGGCAGGAGGUCUAUCAGCAAACGCAACCUUGACUGUGUUAGAAACACCUUCAUUUGUCAGACCUCUGGAGGACAGGACUGUGGCCCGAGGAGAAACAGCUGUGUUGCAGUGCAUUGCUGGUGGCAGUCCCGCCCCUCGCGUAAACUGGACCAAAGAUGACGGGCCUCUAACUGUAACAGAGCGGCAUUUCUUUGCUGCUGCCAACCAGCUGCUCAUCAUUGUAGAUGCUGGCUUAGAGGAUGCUGGGAAAUAUACCUGUAUCAUAUCCAAUACACUUGGUACAGAACGUGGUCACAUCUACCUGCAUGUCAUAUCCCCACCAAACUGUGACUCUACCCAGAAUGGUACUGGGAUUGAAGAUGAUGGCUGGACAACAGUUGGCAUUGUGAUUAUCGUUGUGGUUUGCUGUGUUGUGGGCACCUCUCUAGUAUGGGUUAUUGUUAUCUACCAUAUGAGGAGGAAGAGUGAAGACUACAGCAUAACUAGCACAGAGGAGGUAAAUUUGCCUGCUGAUAUUCCUAGUUACUUAUCCUCCCAGGGGACUCUGUCCGAGCCACAGGAAGGCUACAGCAAUUCUGAGGCAGGAAGCAAUCAGCAGCUGAUGCCUCCUGCGAGUGGUUAUGCUCACAAAGGCACAGAGGGAGGCACAGGGCCGUUGGUGAUCUGUUCAGAUUGCUAUGACAAUGCCAAUAUCUACUCCAGAACAAGAGAGUAUUGUCCUUAUGCAUACAUCACUGAUGAAGACCCACUUGAUCAAACACUAUCCAGUCUUAUGGUGCAGAUGUCCAAAGAACCUUACUCAGUGUGCGCACAGCAUGAAGCCCCUGCUAUGGACAGUAUCUCAGCUGACAGAGACAUGUCAGUCUUUCUUACCAAUCAUGACAGAAUGCAUGAAAGGAAGCCCUGCUCCCAACCCUGUAACACUGAUCCUUUUCAGCUGCCUUUAUGGGGCAUCAAUAAAGAUCUUGGGAUGCCACAUCCUCAUUUCUCACCUCAGCCCAAGACCCACGAUGUGCCUCAAGUUCUGCAAAAUGAGGGCAUCUCAGAGAAUGACCUUGAGCAGGUGAUUUCCCCCCAACCUCACCACAGGCUCCAUGAACAUAACUUUGAUUUUAACAGGACUCGGAACAUACAGGAAUAUCAUGAAACAACAUAAAUGGCAUCCAAGCAGGAAGCCUUAGCAGCAAGUUUGAAGCAGUUGACAAUGUCUUCACUACCUCAGGAUUCGCCUCAUGGCCAAAGAUGCUCCAUGCUUGCAGCAGAGUCUGAGCGGACCAGCCCAGUGACUAGUGCCCUGAGCAAAGAGUCUAAUGACAGAAAUCCUUUCUUCUAUAAGGCUCAGCUGUCAUGGUUCUGAAUGUUGGACAGAAAAGAACAAAUAUUACUCUUAGCAAAGGAACUGCUGAUGCAAGGUACAUUUGUUGCAUGGGAACAGGCCCAUGAAAGCUUCAUGUUCUCUUUCCUGCUGAAGAAGCCAACUUUAAAGAGCCCCCUUGCAAAGUCCCCUAGUAAUCAUAAGCAUGAACCUUCGGGUCCUUCUGACCACUAACAGGAACUUGCCUCAGUGUGUACAGUCACAACUUUUACUUACCCUUUCUCUGGCUAAAGAGAAUGUAGCUGUAAAUAUGUUUCCAUAAUAUAAAUAUUUUGUAUACAGGCUGAAAUGUAAACUUUUUAUUAUGCCAAAAAGUACACAAUAUCCAAUUGUUCUGGCAUCUGCCAGCCACUCUGCAAGAGACUGGAAAGAAUUCAGCUUCCCAGGACUGAAGCCGUAAUAGCCAGUCCAUAUCAUCAUGUUUUUCAUACUGUGAUUACCAUUAUCACAAUAUCUCAAUCAGUAUUCUGUGUAGGUCUCUGCACAUUGUUAGCCAUGAGUAUGGACAGAAACUGUAAAUGGAAACAGGAGAUUGCACAUGAUGAAUUAUCAGCCCUUCAGGUCUAAGCAGGGUUGGGUGUAUGGCUCACUGGAGUUCUGAGGAUGUCAUUUUCUAAAUGUCCUGGUUGCAGGGUGACAGCACUGUUUUUGAGGCUCAAGCCUAUGGUUUGUAUUGUGGCUAUACUGGUCCAAACAUGCAUGUUCAUUACUUGUUGAAAUGAAGGUGUGUGUGUGUGAGCUAUCACAGGUUGACAGUUGCAGUUGCCUUAAACACAGAGCCUUUGAAUAGAGUCUGUUUUGCACGUACAACUCUGAAAAAUCAAGGAAUGAGUAAGUAUGCCUGAAAUGGUCCUAAGCAUUGAUAGGCUGAACAUCUGGGAUUAACCUUAGAGGAUCUCCUGAUCCUCCCAGGUGACGCAGCAGCAGCAGGAUGGAUUUUGUCACACUUCAUAACAUGCUGUUGUAUCCCAAAGUGAAAUGUCAGCCAUGGCACAAAAUCCUAACCAAGGUGAUUAUAUGGGGAAACUGCAGCAGAUAAAGGAAGACUAAUCUCAGGUUAAAGAAGAGAGGCAAGAUGUUGCUGAUGUGACAAUUCAUUGUUUUGGAUAGCAACAUAAAGACAUCUGAGAAGCUGUAAAUGUGACAUCACAGGCAAUUAUAUUAGCCAUUUGCUAUUUUCCAGAAAAAUGUGUGUAAACUGCCUUAUAUAUGCGUGUGUAUAUGCAAAUUUGCCGCAACCUGAGUUCUUUGUAGCGCAAAGGUUUUUCCACACAGUUCAGUACAGGUAUUAUCUGAAUUGUAUUGUUUUACACUAAAAUGAUGUGGACACAGAAGGACCUGCCAGGAAAUUUGUGAUCCCAGUCAUUUGGAAGAAUUUGCAUACAGUUGACUUAGUCAGGCUCGGCUAAUUGUAGUGGGAACUUUCUUUUUAGACUUGGGUGUUCUCUUGUGGCUGUAUGUGUCCUGUUACAUGAAGCAGAAAGUUCUGGCUGGAAACAAUGGUACUUUUUUUUACCUAUGAAUGCUCAAUUUCCCAGCGGACUUGUCCCAGUUACUCUGAGCAGCCAAGCCGGUACCAAAGCUAUACAAAUGACAACUCCUUUUGUGAUUCCCCAUUGCCUUGGGGAAGGGGGGAGCAGUGGAAAAUGCCAGCCUGCAUGUUGCUUAGUCCUGUUAGAUAUUGGAGCCGAAAGUCUUACAGGUUUCUUCCCCAUUUCGCGCAGAGGCCUUCAGGAGUAUCUGAAAUUUUCAAAGCAAAAUCAGCUUGUUGUCCACAAGAAGCCCAAAUUCUUUGCGGGGAGAAGGGAGGGGUUGGGUUUUGUCCUUCAUCACUGUCAGGUGUUAGCUUCAAAGGACUGAAUGUAUGCUUGCUCCUCACUGCCUUCCCUCCCAGCUGCUUGCUGCUAUAUUUUAUGUGACAGCCUGUAUCUGAUCUAAAGCAGAAAAAGUUAAAAUACUGAAUAUGCAAUACUGGGGAGGAGAGAGGAGAACCAACCUGUCAUCCAGAUAGCACAGGCAUUUCAGCCCCAGAUGUUCAACUUAAGGUGAUGGAGCUACAGAAGAAGUGUGCUACUUAAACUGUCUGUUGUGAAAUACUAAGUGCUUUCAGGAUGGAAAUUAGGCAGUAACUAAAACUGACUUGCCUAACAUAUUUGGAGAGAAAGCAAUGUGUUAUUAAUCAGUAUUUUGAAAUUAAGUGAAAAGAAUGUAAUUCUGUGGUUAGAAAUCAUACAGCAAGGGAGGACGGUUUUACAGUUCUAAUCUUAUCUUGCUGAUUCUGCAUGUUCAGCAGUGCAUGCCUCUAGGACAGUUAAAACGUUUCUCUACUACCUAACAUACAGCUGUUCUUGUAAAUGAGUUCUUAGUGGAGAAAAAAGCCUUAAGUUAGAUCUGCCUGUGGAAAAUCCAUUAUGCAAACUGAUGAGAGUUUUAUCCUGCAUCUGUGUGCACUUCUAGAGUGAACUAUGUCAGGAUGCAGAGCGCCCAUUGCAUGAAUUGUGGUGGAAUGCUCAUUCUAGAAACUAGAAUAAUACAAAUAUGGAUAGAGUAAUUUGCCAGCCCAAAUCCCUGUUGCUGUGUUCUGGUUCACAGCUAAAGUUGGAAGGUCAUCCUGUGAAAUGAUUCACAGGUUUAGAGGAGGAAAUUAAUUUAUCAACAUGGCUGGAUCUUUACAUGGCUUGUGGGAUUGGAGUUACAUUCAUGAUUAUGAACAGGUGUGUUGCAGAGGAAAGAAUUUCAGGAUUAUGAAAUGUACCAUUCAGAUGUGUAUUGGAAAAGCCACCUUGAUUUAAUAGGUGAGCACUUCCUCCCAAACAAAAGGUUCUGUAAGGGCUUUUCUUUGUAACUGGAGCAAGAACACUUAUUUUGAAAUAUAUUUCAUCUCUCUCUCUCUCCCCCAAGGGAUCUGUGUCUUAUCUUGUAGAGAGGAAAGUUAUUUCACAAAUGCUCCUCUUCUUAACAAUGCCAAAGUAAUCGUAGUUGGACAUUUCUAGGGCAGUGCAAAUCAAUGGUUCCUUGCUUGCAGUUGUCCUUACCGUGUAUGUUUUUAUAUUUUCUCAAUUAUAAGAAUGUAUAUUUUGUAUAGCAUGUGUAAUAUGUUUGUCUACUGUAAUAUGUCUACAGUCAAUAAAAUUACACACAGUCAA